AUGUUACGAAAAGCUUCGAGAGACCUUGCACGAAAGGCCUCAUCUGAAGCCGCUCAGUAUCUCAAGGCAGGCGAUAAAUUGCACGGGUUUACACUACUCCGCUCUAAGCAUAUCCCAGAACUAGAAUUGACAGCCCUACAAUUGCAGCACGAUAAGACUGGUGCAGAUUAUAUCCAUAUUGCUCGCGAUGACCCAAACAAUGUAUUUUCCAUAGCAUUUAAAACGAAUCCACCGGAUCAUACAGGUGUGCCACAUGUUCUCGAGCACACAACGCUAUGUGGAAGCAAAAAAUAUCCUAUUCGAGAUCCCUUCUUCAAAAUGCUUCCGCGAACGCUGUCGAAUUUUAUGAACGCUAUGACAGCUUCAAAUUACACUUAUUACCCAUUUUCUACAACUAACGAGCAGGAUUUCAAAAACCUAAUGUCUGUAUACUUCGAUUCAACACUGCAUCCUCUCCUUAAAAAAAGUGAUUUUAUCCAAGAGGGUUGGCGAGUAGGUCCUAAAAAUCCAAUUAAUACAAACAACACCAAAACUUCUUCCCUACAUGGCAACGAUUUUGUCUUUAAAGGUGUUGUAUACAAUGAGAUGAAAGGCCAAAUGUCAGACUCUGGAUAUCUUUAUUAUAUCAGGUUUCAAGAACAUAUUUUUCCUGCAUGCAAAAAUUCUGGAGGAGAUCCCCAGAAAAUGACAGAUCUCACAUAUGAGCAAUUAAAAUCUUUUCACGCUGAAAACUACCAUCCGAGUAACGCCAAGGUUUUCACUUAUGGUAGUUUUCCCAUGGUAGAUCACCUAAAGGAAAUAAAUUCCCAACUUGCCAACUUUGAAAAGGUUCAUCCCGAUCAUAAGGUCAGGUCGCCUAUAGAUUUGAAUAAAGGCUCUGUCGAUGUAUCUGUCAGUGGUCCGGUAGAUCCACUUAUGGCAUCAGACAUGCAGUUCAAAUCUUCAACAUCAUGGCUAAUGGGAGAUACCUCGAAUGUAGCUGAGACAUUUGCCUUGGGGAUAAUGUCCUCUCUACUUAUGGACGGAUAUGGAUCCCCUUUAUAUAGAAAAUUAAUAGAAGCGGGAUUAGGAACAGAGUGGAGCUCUAACACUGGCUUUGACACGUCUGGAAAAUGCGGGAUAUUUUCUGUCGGCCUCACUGGCGUUAAAGAAGAGAACGUUUCAAAAUUAAAAAAUGUUAUCAAAGAUACUUUUCGAGAAGUUCACGCAAAGGGAUUUGAAAGAUCAAAGGUAGAAGGAUAUUUACAUCAAAUGGAAAUAUCCAUAAAGCACAAGACCGCCAGGUUCGGGAUGAGUAUCCUGAACCGAGUCCAGCCUAAUUGGUUUGAAGGUGUUGAUCCAUUUGACAGCUUAUCUUGGGAUGAGACCAUAUCCGUAUUUAAAACGGAAUAUGCAAAAGGUAAUUAUCUUGAAAAUUUACUCGAAAAAUAUCUACUCAACGAUAAUACUUUCACUUUCACAAUGAUUCCAUCGGAAAGUUACGGUAAAGAGUUAAUUAAAGAAGAGUCUAAUCGAUUACUGGAUAAGAUAUCAGAUGUAGCGAAACAAGUUGGUGGAGAAGUCAAGGCCUAUGCUCAAUUUGAAAAAGAAGAAGCUGAGCUACUAGAAGAACAAUCAAAGACAAUAUCAGAAGACAUUAGCUGCUUACCUACAGUAUACGUAAAGGACAUACCGAGGCUUAAGGAGAAUACUGUGACAACAGAUUCUAGUAUCAAAGGCUCCCCUGUGCAAUGGCGGAUCGUUCCCACAAACGGACUUACAUAUUUUCGUGCAAUAAGUACCUUUAAAAAUCUUCCGGAUGAUCUUCGAGAGUUAUUACCAUUAUUUUCUGAUACUAUCAUGCGUUUGGGAACGAAAGAUAUGACUACAGAACAACUUGAAGAUAAAAUAAAGCUUAAGACUGGCGGCUUAUCGACAACAUAUUUCAACUCUCUAUCUCCACAUGAUUUAAACCAAUCGAGUGAAGGUCUCGUCUUCUCUGGCACGUCUCUUGACCGAAAUAUGACUGAAAUGCUGGGGCUUCUGCAAAAACUCGUAUUGGAAACAAAUUUUGAUGGCCCUGAAGCCAUUGGUCAGAUCAAACAGCUGCUCCAGGCGUCAUCAGAUGGAGCAGUAAAUGCUAUAGCAUCCCAAGGCCACUCUUAUGCUAUGUCAGCAUCUGAAUCUGGGUUUGGCCAUUACUAUUGGCGAAAAGAGCAAGUUCAUGGAUUAUCGCAACUUCGGUUCAUAAACUCACUCGCCAAUCAAUCAGACUCAGAAUCACUUCUAAAAGUUAUCGAAAAACUCAAGAAGAUUCAACAGCUAGCGUUUUCCGGGUCAUCAUUUCGGAUGGCGAUAACUUGUGGGGCCGAAGCUGUUCAGGGAAAUGAGGCUGCCCUUGAAGCUUUCAAUUGCUCACUACCUAAGGUAAAUUAUGAACUAGAACAGAAAUAUGUUCAAAGAAAGGAAUGUAAUGUAAAACUCUUUUACCCCCUUUCCUACCAAGUUUAUUAUGGCGCAUUAUCUUUACCUACGGUGCCCUAUACUUCCACCGAUAGUGCUCCUCUGCAAAUAUUAGCUCAAAUUUUGACUCACAAACAUUUGCAUCACGAAAUUAGAGAAAAAGGCGGUGCAUAUGGCGGUGGAUCAACCGCUCGAAGUCUUGAUGGUGUAUUCAACCUAUACUCAUAUCGCGACCCAAAUCCUCGGAGUACAAUAUCAAUUAUGCAAAACUCCGGUCUUUGGGCUGUUAAUAGUAAGUGGUCUAAGCGCGAUAUAGAUGAAGCGAAAAUAUCCGUUUUCCAAGGUGUCGAUGCACCCAAGUCAGUCAGUUCAGAAGGCAUGGCUAGAUUUUUAUCUGGAAUCACCGACAAUUUAAUCCAAGAGCGGAGAGAGAGGCUAUUGGAUGUUUCUUCAGAACAAGUGAAAGACGUUGCGCAGAAAUACAUCGUCGCUGGCAUUGAGUCGCACAAAGAGGGCAUCGCAUUUCUUGGAGAAUUAGAGCCCUGGAUGGAUGACUCGUGGCAAAUAUGCAAGCUAGGAAUGAAUCCAUUAUAA
Blumeria graminis f. sp. triticale is the source of this 3036-nucleotide messenger RNA. The record is from the annotation of a GenBank genome assembly. NCBI's taxonomy places the organism in Eukaryota, Fungi, Ascomycota, Leotiomycetes, Helotiales, Erysiphaceae.